CCUUUGUUUUGAGUGAAACAGCUUUUGCUGAGUACAAUUUUGUGUCCGUCUUCCUUGCUGGCCUCGCUUCGAAAAGAAGCUCAGAGUAGCAGCAAUGGCGACGUCUACGAAGACGUCCCAGCUUUCCUGUCGAUUCUACGGAGCCAGAUAUCCAGAGGUCGAUGAUGUGGUCAUGGUCAAUGUCCAGGAUAUUGAGCAUGUUGGUGCCUAUGUACGUCUGCUCGAAUACAAUGAUAUAGAAGGAAUGAUCCUGCUCAGUGAGCUGUCCAGACGGAGAAUCCGAUCUAUUAACAAAUUGCUCAGAGUGGGAAGGAAUGAGUGCGUGGUGGUUAUUCGUGUGGACAAAAGUAAAGGUUACAUUGAUCUGUCAAAGCGCAGAGUGUCAGCAGAUGACAUCAGGAAAUGCGAAGAGCGAUACACCAAAGCCAGAGCAGUAAACAGCAUCCUGCGGCAUGUUGCUGGUAAGCUCAACUACGACAAUGAAAAGCUCGAAGAGCUGUACACGAAAACAGCGUGGGCGCUGGAAACUAAGCACAAGAAGCCGGCGUAUGCAGUCUUCAAGCAGAUCGUUUCGGAGCCCGAAUUGCUAGAUGACUGUGAGCUUACGCCAGAGGAGAGCAAACUGCUUAUUGACGACAUCAAGCAGAGACUGACGCCUCAGGCUGUCAAGAUCAGAGCUGAUGUGGAAGUGGCUUGUUAUGGCUAUGAGGGUAUCGACGCUGUGAAGGAAGCGCUCCGUGCUGGCCUGACGGUCUCAACAGAGGUCAUGCCCAUCAAGAUCAAUCUGAUUGCACCUCCACUAUACGUCAUCACCACCACAACACUUGAGAGAACAGAAGGUGUGGCAUCGCUGCAGAAGGCAAUCGGCUCCAUCAAGGAGAAAAUCGAGGAGUAUGACGGCCACUUCAAUGUCACCAUGGAGCCGAAGGUGAUGACCGAUUCUGACGAACAGGAGUUGGCGAAGCGAAUGGAGCAGUUGGAGCUGGCCAAUCAGGAAGUGGAUGGUGACGAUGAUAUCGAGGAUGACGACAACUGAUUAUGAACUUUUUUUAAAUAAAAAAAUACUUUCCUCCCAAGUUCCAGCUUCUAGGCCUGCGCUCUGCUGAACAGCUACCAUUAUACAUCGAAGAGUGGGUCACAUAAUUAUGGUAAUCGUCAGUUUUGUGUUACUUCGUUUGAGGUCUUCCCUGGCACUGGGAUAACAGGACUUGCUGUGCAUGCCACCCGGAACGGGAAUAGACUACUCACUUGGGCUGACAUGGCCGUGAUUUUUCAUCUGCUCAUUGCUCUCUUGCGUAACGGUUGAUUUCUGACUGCUAGCUACUUCGAAGUAUUUUCUGGGCUGUGACCAUCCAGUGUCGACACACACAUUUGUGGGAAGUACAAUGUAGGUGCUCGAAAAGAGCCUUUGCCGGUGCACUUGUAGAAAAUGCAAUUAUUUCAAAAUGA
This is a messenger RNA of Sycon ciliatum, 1449 nucleotides long. Its product is annotated as eukaryotic translation initiation factor 2 subunit 1-like. NCBI's taxonomy places the organism in Eukaryota, Metazoa, Porifera, Calcarea, Leucosolenida, Sycettidae. The transcript is spliced from 6 exons. Bases 95 to 1036 code for a protein of 313 amino acids. Gene Ontology annotation, cellular component: eukaryotic translation initiation factor 2 complex; eukaryotic 48S preinitiation complex. Gene Ontology annotation, molecular function: RNA binding; ribosome binding; translation initiation factor activity. The record is from RefSeq and is a predicted model, not a curated record. Gene Ontology annotation, biological process: translational initiation.